This is a messenger RNA of Bufo bufo (common toad), 1440 nucleotides long. Its product is annotated as E3 SUMO-protein ligase ZBED1-like. The record is from RefSeq and is a predicted model, not a curated record. The transcript has 3 exons. Bases 1 to 1440 code for a protein of 479 amino acids. NCBI's taxonomy places the organism in Eukaryota, Metazoa, Chordata, Amphibia, Anura, Bufonidae.
AUGGAGCAGCUUACACCAGUUACACGUGGGGUGGAAGAGGAGGAGGUGCUCGUAAAGAAGACCGGUGCGACGUCGGUCAUAUGGACCUGGUUUGGGUUUAAGGAGUCUGAUGUUGAGCAGAACAAUAUAAUCUGCAAACUAUGCUGGGCGAGAAUAAUAGCGAAGAAAGGGAAUACAACAAAUUCGUUUUAUCACCUUAAAAUGAAGCACGUUUUGGAAUACGAAGAUAGCCAAAAACUGCGCCCUCUGCAAACGGCCAGUCAGUCAAGUGGAAAGAAAAAAGGUGGCCCUGCCGCUGCCCACCAGCAGACCGAUAUUUUAAAAGCAUUUUCUAAAAACAUGAUUAAGACACUUGAUCCACGUUAUGAGGUACCUAGCCUCAAAUACUUUAGCCAAGCAGAAGUGCCCAAACUGGAUGACAAAGUCCGUGAGCAAGUGAAGAAAGAACUCCGGAGCAUAAAACACUAUGCAACUACUACAGACUUGUGGUCAAGUGGCACAAUGGAGUCUUACAUUAGUCUCACAGUCCACUUCAUCAAUGACGAGUGGAAGUUGUGUAGCAGAUGUCUACAGACAUCUUAUUUUCCAGAGGAUCAUAAGGGUGAACUGAUAUCUCAGGGAUUAAAGGAAGCACUGGAGUCAUGGGGACUUAAAGAAGAGGUACAAGUCUGCACAACCACCGACAAUGGCGCAAAUAUUGUGAAAGCAGUGGAAUUGAACGGCUGGACAAGACUGCAGUGCUUCAGCCACAGGCUCCACCUCGCCAUCGAGAGAAGUGUGAAAGAUGCCCGUGUUGAACAUGCAAUUGGCAAAUGCAAGAAAAUAGUGAGUGCCUUUUCUUACACUUGGAAAAGGAAGAGAAAAAUGGCUAAUUCCCAGGCUGAGCUAAACCUGCCUCCUCACCGCCUCAUCACUGAAACACCAACAAGAUGGGGGUCUCGACAACAGAUGAUUCAGCGGGUACUUGAACAAGAGAAGGCCAUAGCACAGGUCAUGAAAACAGACUGGAAAACCAGGCACCUGGUACCAACUUGGCAGGACAUUGAUGUGUUAGAAUCUAUGAGCAAGACCCUCAAUCCCCUGUUGGAGUUUACAGAUGCUCUGUCUGGAGAAGAGUAUGUGAGUGUGUCGUAUGUCAAACCUGUGCUCCACCUUCUAAACACCACAGUUCUUCCUCUAGCUGAUGAUGACAUUGACACAGACCUUACGAAGGACAUGAAGAGAGCCAUCCUCCAGUAUUUAAAUGAGAAGUACUCAGACGCUGAAACUGAUGACCUCCUGGAUAUGGCCUCCAUGGUCGACCCACGCUUCAGAUCAUCAUAUAUAGAAGAUGACCAAAGAGACUUCAUCAUUACAAAAGCAGCAGCAGAAAUUCAGGCACUGCUAGAGACACAAGCUGUGUCUGCCACAGAGUCACCACCAUCACACACAAGCACAUGA